Molecule: messenger RNA, 2937 nt
Organism: Cuscuta epithymum
Lineage: Eukaryota; Viridiplantae; Streptophyta; Magnoliopsida; Solanales; Convolvulaceae
Source: the annotation of a GenBank genome assembly
CAGGCACGAAAUAAAUACAGUGGGGGAGCCACUAGGUGGCUGGCGCCUGGCUAUAUAUAAAGCAAUCAAGAAUGGAAGAAUUCUCUUGAAAAAGGUCACGAGUCACACCCACUGCACUACACGACACUUCGCCACCCGGAAGAGAAGAAACUUACGGCAUUUCUUACACUCUCACUUCUCUGCGUUACCAAAUCUCACUUCCCAAAGAUCUAAAAAUCAAGUCUUGAUUGGCAGAUCCCAUCAUCAACUUCUGGGUUCAAGCUUCACUCUCUUCAAAACUUGUGGAGAGUGAUCUGCAAUGGACAUUUGUGCUACCUUAAAGUCUAACGCCCACUUCCCCAGAGAGUCUGAGUUUUGGGGAGAGAGGAUCAGAGGCAGUCUAAAGAACAAUUCAUUUGCGGGUCAGUUCGGGAAAAUUUUGAGGCUUGAAGGAAAGAAGCAGAAGGUCAAAGCUGGGGUUGCAUUCUCUGUUCUCACUGCUGAAAAUGGAAGAGAGACUGUGACGGUCGAUGUAACAAGACGGGAGAGACGUCGGGCGGAUCCCAAAAGCGUGGCUGCAAUCAUCCUGGGAGGUGGGCCUGGGACACAACUAUUUCCUCUCACCAACAGAGCUGCAACUCCAGCUGUUCCAGUUGGAGGGUGCUAUAGGAUGAUAGACAUCCCAAUGAGCAAUUGCAUCAACAGCGGAGUUAACAAGAUCUUUGUGCUGACUCAGUUCAAUUCUGCUUCUCUAAACCGUCACAUUUCCCGCACCUACUUUGGCAAUGGUGUGAACUUUGGAGAGGGUUUUGUUGAGGUGUUGGCUGCAACCCAAACACAAGGAGAAACUGGAAUGGAGUGGUUUAAAGGAACAGCAGAUGCUGUUAGACAAUUUACAUGGGUAUUUGAGGAUGCUAAGAACAAGGACGUCGAUAAUAUAGUCAUUCUGUCAGGCGAUCAACUCUAUCGCAUGGAUUACAUGGACUUGGUGCAGAAUCAUAUUGAUCGCAAUUCUGAUAUUACUAUUUCGUGUGCUGCAGCAGGAGAGAGCCGAGCAUCAGAUUUUGGGCUGGUGAAAAUUGAUCGAUGGGGCAAAGUAGUCCAGUUUUCUGAGAAACCCAAGAGAGCUGAUCUGAAAGCCAUGCAAGUAGACACUACUUUCUUGGGGUUGUCACCUCAAGAAGCCAAAGUUAAUCCUUAUAUAGCUUCAAUGGGAGUUUAUGUCUUUAGGAGAGAUGUCCUUUUGAGGCUGUUGAAGUGGAGAUAUCCCACAUCCAAUGACUUUGGAUCCGAGAUUCUCCCCGCUGCUGUGAUGGAUCACAAUGUCCAAGCUUAUGUAUUCAGAGACUACUGGGAGGAUAUUGGGACAAUAAAAUCAUUCUAUGAUGCUAACUUGGCCCUAACUGAAGAGUCGCCAAAGUUUCAGUUCUAUGAUCCAAAGACGCCUUUCUAUACAUCCCCGCGAUUUCUACCACCAACCAAAAUUGACAACUGCACGAUCAAGGAUGCAAUAGUUUCUCAUGGGUGUUUCUUACGAGAGUGCGCUGUGGAGCACUCCAUUGUUGGUGAACGUUCACGGUUAGAUGGUGGUGUUGAAUUGAAGGAUACUUUAAUGAUGGGAGCAGAUUACUAUGAAACAGAAUCUGAAAUUGCCUCCCUUCUAGCCGAGGGAAAGGUGCCAAUUGGAAUUGGAGAAAACACAAAAAUUAGGAAUGCUAUCAUUGACAAGAACGCAAGGAUUGGGAAAGAUGUUGUCAUCCUGAAUAAAGAUGGUGUCCAAGAGGCAGACAGGCCAGAUGCAGGUUUCUACAUUAGGUCAGGGAUUACUAUUAUAAUGGAGAAGGCAACUAUUCCUGAUGGAACUGUCAUAUAAUAACAUGAGCAGAGCAGAGAAAGGUUCUUGGUAAAACUAUGUUCCAGUAAAGACUCACAACAAGAUAUUUUCUGCAAGUUUAUGAAGACUGAAGAGAAGCACAUCUGAAGCAGAUCAAACAAAAGUGUCCCAAAAAAAAAAGAAUUAAUGUAGAACUGUUCAAGAGUAUGUAAGAUAAAUCCAAUUUUCAUUCAGAUCAUUAAUAAUACAUAAGAUGGCUAUUUAGCUGUGGUUGUAAAAGCUUUUGAUUGUGAUAGCUAGAAAGCUCAGCAUCAAGUUUCAUUCUCAUUCUCCUUUUAUUGUUAGUGUUACUCGUAUUAUUUACUAGUAGGAGUAUUAUUUUUGCAUUCUUCCAAGAUCCAAACACAAGAAUUGAUUAAUGGGGUAAAUGAAGGAAAGUAAUCAUUAAUAUUACUUUCCAGGAUAGGGUUAGAAUCUGAAAAAAGGUGGGGAGGUGGUACGGUGGGAUUAAUAAUUUUAAACGAGGUAAUAUGAACAAAUAAUAAAGAGGCGGUAAAGAUAUAAGGAAAAAUUGACUUUCUCUUUGUUUUCUAUAAUUUGUUAUAUGAUUAUAUCUAGGUUAGUCGUGUUUUUCCUUUUCUUUUGGUAAAAAGUCAUAAUAACAUCACUAUGAACAUUAGAAAAGGCACAAGUUUUUUUUUACUGUCUUAAAAAAGGUACACGUUUUUAUAAAUAUGAUUAUAUAUUUUUUUCGUUAUAAAAUAUAGAGGAAAUUAUAGACUUAGAAAUCUAACUUAUGCUUUGUGUCUUUUACUGUUGUAACAUAAUUCAUUAUCAAAUCCCAUCUUGUAACUAAUGAUUUUUUUAUUGUAAUAACUUUUCAUUGGAAAGUACUGUUUCUGUGUUUCAGUUGAAAAUUUUAUGGAGGGCAACUUUACUUAUGCGCAUUUUGGCGGAAAUGACACAUUCUAGUGGAAAAUCCUUAAUUUGAUAAGUUUUAUAGUUCAAGACUUCAAGACAUUAUCUACAAGUAGAGUUAGAGCUAAUAUGUAACUUUUGAAAUGUGUAUUAUCAUACAAGAAUGUGAUAAUCAAUCUUAACCUAUUCAUUUGAUGAUUUGUCAA